Equus caballus (horse) is the source of this 4057-nucleotide messenger RNA. NCBI's taxonomy places the organism in Eukaryota, Metazoa, Chordata, Mammalia, Perissodactyla, Equidae. The record is from RefSeq and is a predicted model, not a curated record.
AUCGCAGUAGGGAAGAAGCUUCCCAAGUAGCCGUGCUGCUGGUUGACACCCCCCAAGUUUAUCACAUGAAACUUCUGAGCUCUAGUGACCCUGGGGCCUACCUGUGUGUUCUGUCAGUUGCUGUAAUUUUCUGGUAAAGCCAUCAAACCCGCAAUCAUUCCUGCCCGGGGCUGGGAAAUACUCACACACCCUGCCACUCUUCAGGACCUGGGCCCUGUGAGGGCCCUGCACAGCACCCGCAGACCCACGGAAUGCAGGGGCGCUGUUGCCUGCCACGGAAAGGAUCCUUGGGUCCUGGCAUCUCCCCUGGGAUUUGGCCUGGCCUGUAGGCCAGAACACCUGCCUGAGCUUCCUGUUGGGGGAAGGGAUGGUGCCAGUAGUACCCAGGGAAAGGGCUUGGCACUUUAGAAACCCCUUGAAUUGCCAAGUCCUCCAGGUGUAGGCUUGGCACAAUGCGGGGCGAGGGAGUGGACCCACUUAGCAGACAGUGUCCGGGCAUUUUUCAGAAGGAGAUUAAGUGGAGGUUGAUGGGAAACAGUCAGUUUUACAGAAGUUUGUCCAAGAAAGUUGUUAAUUUUUUAUGAUGAACAAGAAUUUAGGUAUAUUUGGAAAGGUAGGUGAAAAAUUAAACUAAAUACUAAAUUAGUUGAGUUGAUAAUUCAAAUCAGAGCAGAACCCUUUUGCAGUAGAACCGUUUGGCCUGCCCUGAACCUAAACUUCAGGAUCAAAGCAGCUCAGGAUGUGGGUGGAUUUGGGUUGGAGUUCAGCGGGUCGCAGCUUCGUGGUGCCCACAGAGUCGCCCUUGUCCUGGGUGAGGGAGUGAGACGCUGUCUGCAGGGUGUGCUGUUGAGGAGGUGUGGCACUCAGUAGGUGGUCACUGUCAAUCUGGUGAGUAGUGGAGAGCUCAGGCUGCUUUGCAGGAGCUCUGCCCUUGGCUGCCAGCCUCUUCUUUCCCAAAGAGGGUUACUGUGCUCCUCAUGUCCCGGUCCUGGAGGUGGACUGUGGGUGGACAUUUGUGUAAUAGACUUUGCGCACUUCUCAAGUGGCCUUACAGAGCAUUUCGUUCAAAGGGACCGACAUGGUGUUGCUCCUCAUUAGUGCCCUUGACCCUCCUUUAACCCUGUGUCCCCUCUUAGCUGUUUCUCUGGGCACAGAGGCAUGGGGGAGUGAUGAGGAAGGGGCAGGCUUGGAGGGAUGAGGAAAGUGGGGGCCGUGGGGAAGAAGCGGUAUGUUUCUUCAGAGCUGACUGGGCUCUCUUGCACAAGCACCCGUGUGGGUCCCGGUCCCUCUGGCUGGUGCGACUCACCGCACACGUGAGGUGAGCACGUGCUCCAGUGGCCCAGCAGGGCAACCCGCUUGCAGCCGGAGUCGGCGCCCGUGCAUGGCUAAUGGCAGCCCUGUCUGCCAGCUUCCCUUUGGGUGUCCGUGAGACCUGUGGACAAGAGGACGCUUGUGGGCCAUCGCCGAUCCAUCUAGGGGUCACCCCACCCAGAAAUAUCCAUCUACCCAGGGCGGAGUAUAUAGAUUGGAAGAGUCUGCUGAAGGUAGGGGUCAUGGACUUCAUCACCUCCACGGCCAUCCUGCCCCUGUUGUGUGGCUGUGUGGGAAUCUUCAGCCUCUUCAAGCUGCUGCAGCGGCUGCGCAUGAAGGCCUACCUGCGGAACGCUGUGGUGGUCAUCACAGGCGCCACCUCGGGACUGGGGCGAGAAUGCGCCAAAGUCUUCUAUGCUGCGGGUGCGAGGCUGGUGCUCUGUGGCCGGAACAGGGAGGCCCUGGACGAGCUCACCAGAGAACUCGCUGCUUCUCAGGCCGCCAAGGUGCAGACACACAGUCCUUACACGGUGACCUUCGACCUCACAGACCCUGGGACCAUAGUUGCAGCAACAGCCGAGAUCCUGCAGUGCUUUGGCCAUGUGGAUGUGCUCAUCAACAAUGCUGGGGUCAGCUACCGCGGUGCCAUCGUGGACACCACCAUGGACGUGGACAAGAGAGUCAUGGAGACAAACUACUUUGGCCCCAUUGCUCUAACGAAAGCGCUCCUGCCCUCCAUGAUCCAGAGACGACAGGGCCAUGUCGUCGCCAUCAGCAGCAUCCAGGGCAAGAUCAGCCUUCCUUUUCGGUCAGCGUAUGCGGCCUCCAAACACGCAACGCAGGCCUUCUUCGACUGCCUGCGCGCUGAGGUGGAGCAGUGCGGCAUCGAGGUGACCGUGAUCAGCCCCAGCUACAUCCACACCAGCCUCUCCCUCAACGCCGUCACUGCCGACGGCUCCAGAUAUGGAGUUAUGGAUGAGAAAACAGCCCAGGGCCGAAGCCCUGUGGAGGUGGCCCGAGAUGUUCUGGCUGCCGUGGGGAAGAGGAAGAAGGAUGUGAUCCUGGCUGACCUGUUGCCUUCCUUGGCCGUUUAUCUGCGAACUCUGGCUCCUGGGCUCUUCUUCAGCCUCAUGGCCUCCCGGGCCAGAAAGGAGCGGAAAUCCAAGACCUGCUAGAGCCGCAGCAGAGCCGGGGAGGGGCAGCGCCUGCUCUGCAAGGACCGUGUGCUGAGACUUCUGGAUAUGGGCCUCCGGGGUGGGAAGGACGGAGACACACUUCUCCUGCAGGUCCCUGGCUAGGCCCUUGCUGGCAGAGAAUGGGAACCAAAAAAGGCAACAAGCUUCUUCCCAGGGGAGAGAGGUAACCCUUAAGGAAUAAAUACGGAGCUGGGUUUUAACUCUAAGGAUAUGAAACCAGUGAAUGGAACAGGCAGUUGUGCUCUUCAAGGACUAGGAGAACCACACCUCCUUCGAAUUCCCGCCUCUGCCAGCUCCUAGAACACGUUUCAGUCUUGAAAUAGAAGACAUCCUGACGUCAGCCCAUCAGUUGUUCUCACAUUUGACUUAUCCAAGACCUCUGACCUGAUUGUCUUGGCAGGGCCCACCUUCAGCACUCAAGGCAGAAGGCUGUCGUAAAGGCUCAUCACUUACCCAUGUCCAGAGUCCUGCAGUGUCUCAUUCAGCACUACACAGUGGGCUGAUACGGGAUCAGUCAUUUGACACAUCCCAAGUGAUGCCGGCUUUAGUGCCUGAAAGGAAUUCCCCAGUCUCCCUGUCGGCUCUCACUCGCAGCCCUGUAGGACCAGGUGCCACUCCAGGCAGAAGAUGAACUUACUCAGGAGACAGCAGCCAAAAGGGAGAGGAGAAUCCUGCGUGGUCCUCUGUGUCCUCUAGAAAAUAAGACUCAGAAGCCCAGUCGGGCGGGAGUCGAAAACAGCGUCUGGUCCCAGGUAGAAGCAGUCCAUUUGUUAGCUGUGACUGUUGGGGCAUAGCCAGAAAGGAUGCCUGCACCCACCUUUCUGACUUAUUAAAAAUACAUGGCUGCGGUUCAUUGAGUAAGUCAACUUCCGAUCUCAAGUGUAGGAUGGAACUCUUCCUCUGAUUGAAGCUGACAGUGGAAAGUGGAAAUUGUGAGUCCAGUGUAUAGGCUUCCCCAAAUUGGAAUAAAGCUCCCAGCACCUUGGCAUCUUACACUGUGUCCUAACUCUGGUCCAUGGAGCUUGUAUUUGAAACAGCUGCCUAUGAAAUAAAAAUGGCCCAAGCCAGCCUGCAGUUGGGGCGUCAAAGGCUCUUGAGUUACCUGGGAGUACGGGGACAGGAGUGGAUGGUUAGAUCUGGUGGCUUUCCCCACUUCCCAACAUGGCCAGGACAUUCCAGGAGCCUGUGGUCGAAAUGUGGACACAGGCAUGCUGGGUGGCUUUUCCUUUUCCACACAGACUGUCUACCUCCCCGUGACGUGGAAGAGAAAGAUCUCCUGAGUGUACACAUCAGAGCUGAGAGCCAGGGGAGAGCUGGACCCGAGACAGCAGCAGCCACGCCAAAGCCUGGCCUGCGUCUGAGGCCGAGUCAAACUGCCGAGCGCCUAACAGGCCUCGGUAAGAGGCAGUGCUAGCGGAGCCUGGCCCUCUACAUGGGAACAACAGAACUCUAUCCUUGGACACUUGCUGCCUGGUGCUUUCAGAAGGGCCAUGGCCAGGUGCUGUCCUUUCCUCUGCAUUAAAUAAAAUGGUCCACAGCUGGAGAUGACG